Gryllus bimaculatus (two-spotted cricket) is the source of this 1863-nucleotide messenger RNA. The record is from the annotation of a GenBank genome assembly. Lineage: Eukaryota; Metazoa; Arthropoda; Insecta; Orthoptera; Gryllidae.
CUGGUGGCUGCCGCUGCUCGCUCGUUUGCUGGGCCGCCCGCUGCGCCGCCCCACGGAGGACACGACGGCCACGCGCACGUGCAACUACGCGCCGCGCCCGCGCAGUACGCCGGCCGCCAGUACGCGACCGCCAGUACGGCGCUGCCCAGUCCGCGCUCAGGCCAUACCCCGGCCACCGGAGUGGGUCGCAGUACCCGUCCAACCCGUACUCGUCCCGGCAGUACUCGUCGGCCAGUAACUCGUCCGGGCGUUGACGCGGCGGUGCAGUACCGUCCGGGCGGUUCACCGAGGCCCGCUACGAAGUUGAGGCGCGGGGGCGGUGGCGGGCACGGGGCCCGCCCCACGGGCGGCGGGGCGGCGUCCGCGGCGGACGACCCGCUGUUCCAGUCGCUGCUGCCGCGCGCCGGCGCGGGCUCCGGCCGCCGCGAGGAGGACCUGCCGCGCUUCUCCGAGCAGGACCUGGCCGCCAUGUUGCGCGAGGCCGACUCCCUGGGGUCGGAGGCGUGCACGCGCAAUGUGCACGCGCAGUGGCUGUACGAGACGGACGUGAACCCGGCCACGCAGUUGCACGCGCUGCAGGCGCAGCUGGAGUACGGCGAGUUCCAGCGCGAGCUGGCGCGCAUCCUGCGGCGCGUGCCGGAGCAGGACGUGUCGACGCCCGCGCUGCGGCGCCAGCUGCACUUCCUGCGCGUGGCCGGGCCGUCGGCGCUGCCGGCCGAGCAGCUGGAGCGCUACAACCGCCUCAUCAACGACAUGCUGGCCGUCUACAACGGCGCCUCCAUCUGCGCGCACGAGAAGCCCUUCCAGUGCGGCCUCACGCUGCAGCCCGCGCUGACGCUGAUCAUGGCGCGCAGCCGCGACUGGGAGGAGCUGCAGCACGUGUGGAUGGAGUGGCGGCGCCACACGGGCCAGCGCAUGCGCGACCUCUUCGAGCAGCUGGUGGCGCUCAGCAACGACGCCGCGCGCGCCAACGGGCUUCACGACUUCGCGGAGUACUGGAUGUACCCAUACGAGUCGGACGCAGGGCUGCGCUUCGACGUGCAGGAGGCGUGGGACGAGGUGCGCCCGCUGUACGAGCAGCUGCACGCCUACGUGCGCCGGAAGCUGCGCGACCUCUACGGCCCCGACAAGAUCAGCCGCCAAGCACCGCUGCCGGAGCACAUCCUCGGCAACAUGUGGGGCCAGUCGUGGAGUAACAUCCUGGACAUCACGGUGCCGUACCCGGGCAAGAACUUCGUGGACGUGACGCCGCAGAUGCUGGAGCAGGGCUACACGCCGCUGGCCAUGUUCAAGCUGGCCGAGGACUUCUACCUGUCGAUGAACAUGAGCCUACUGCCCAACGAGUUCUGGGCCGGCUCCGUGCUCGAAGCCCCGCCCGACCGCCCCGUCGUGGUGAAAAUGUGCACGGAGGUGAACAUGCGCGACCUAGUCACUGCUCAUCAUGAACUGGGACACAUCCAGUACUUCCUCAAUUACAGACAUUUACCGAAAGUUUUCCGUGAUGGGGCAAAUCCUGGGUUCCACGAGGCGGUGGGCGAGGCGGUGGCGCUGUCAGUGCAGAGCCCGCAGCACCUGCAGACGCUGGGGCUGGUGCACAAGGCCACCGACGACCUGCCGCACACCAUCAACUACCUGUUCGCCAUGGCGCUGGACAAGCUGCCCUUCCUCGCCUUCAGCUACGUGCUGGACCGCUGGCGCUGGGACAUCUUCGAAGGCAGCGUCACCAAGCUGCAGUACAACUGCCACUUCUGGCGACUGCGGGAGCGCAUCUCUGGCGUGAAGCCGCCGCUGCUGCGCUCGGAGAUCGACUUCGACCCGGGCUCCAAGUACCACGUGCCCGCCAACGUGCCCUACAUCCGGUGA